Messenger RNA from Hyaena hyaena (striped hyena), 276 nucleotides. Its product is annotated as 60S ribosomal protein L37a-like. Lineage: Eukaryota; Metazoa; Chordata; Mammalia; Carnivora; Hyaenidae. Gene Ontology annotation, biological process: translation. The record is from RefSeq and is a predicted model, not a curated record. Gene Ontology annotation, molecular function: structural constituent of ribosome. Gene Ontology annotation, cellular component: ribosome. Bases 1 to 276 code for a protein of 91 amino acids. The transcript has a single exon.
AUGGCUAAAGGCACCAAGAUGGUUGGAAUCCUCCGUAAACACGGGACCCAUUACUGUGCCUCUCUCAGGAAAAUGGUGAAGAAGACUGAGACAGGCCAGCAGGCCAAGUCCACGUGCUCCUCCUGUGGCAAAACCAAGAUGAGAAGACAAGCUGCGGGGAUCUGGCAUCGCGGUGCCUGCGUGAGAACGGCAGCCAAGGAUGCCUGGAGCCACACGGCCACUUCUGCCAUCACAGUAGAGUCUGCCAUCAGACUGAAGGAGGUGAAAGACCAGUAG